AUGAAACGUGUGGUGAUUGUCGGGGCCGGUCCCUGUGGGCUCGCGGCCCUCAAAGAGAUGGUCGAGAGUGGACAUGAGACAAUACUGUUUGAGAGAUCGGGACAACUGGGCGGCGUGUUUGCCAGUGCCACUGCAUACCCAAACCUGCACCUCACCAUCAGCAACUGGGCCAUGGCAUUCUCCGACUUCCCCGAUCCGACGAGGCUGCAUUAUUCCACGGCCCAAGAAUACCUGCACUACCUCCACGAAUACGCCCGCCAUUUCCACCUCGAACGUCGUAUCAGAUACCACACUGAAGUGCGCAGCGCCAGCUUGAGAGACGACGGGCUGUGGUCUUUGGAGAUCCAGACCUUGAUGGGAUCAGAGCAAUCCAUUUUCCACCUGCAGGCAGACGCUCUCAUUGUCGCCACUGGGUCGAAUGGCCUCCCCAAUGCACCACCCGCGGGUCUUUCCGAGUUCGACGGCCGUGUGAUCCACUCGUCGCAGUAUGAUGAAGCCUUCAAGCAGGAGGUCGCGGAGAAAAAGCUGAAAGUACUGGUGGUAGGAGGCGGGGAGAGCGGCGCAGACAUCUCAGCAGAGCUAGGCGACCUGUCACCCAAUGUCACGGUCUGGCUUCGCCGUCCCAUCUGCGUCGGGCCCCGAUACCUCAACAAGAAGGACGAAAUGGAACAGGUGGAAGCGAACAUGGCCGUCGACUUCCCCGCCAACGGCUUCCUCGAGGCCGCCACAACCAACCGCAUGAGCGCCGCCCAAAACGUGUAUGCGUACGGCUUCUUCCGCCGGCUGCUGUGGUGCACGCCCGUGCUGAACGGCACGCUCUCACGCAUGUCGCUGGCGAGCACGGCGUCUGCCUUCCUCCGAAACGAUCAGGCCACCUAUGUCACCAAGAACCAGCGCAUGUGCGAGGCGCUGCACGACGGGAAGAUCGAGGUCGUUGUCGCGCCGUCCAUGUCCGCACGCGGCCGAAGCUGCGAGUUUCAGUUGGCCGACGGCACGACGCAGCGGCGCGACUUCGACGCCGUCGUCCUCUGCACCGGCUUCCGCGUGGAGUUUCCGUGGAUCCGGUUGCCAGGAAAGCUGACGCUGUCAUCGACCCCCCGUUCGUGGUAUCUGCAUUGCUUCCCCGAGGGGCUGGGCCACUGCCUCUUCUUCGUGGGAUAUGCGCGACCGCAUCAGGGAGGCGUGCCUGUAAUGGCCGAGAUGCUGAGUCGAUAUAUUGCGUUGCUGCUCCGUGGUGAGAGGGAGUUGCCGCCUGAUUACUCAGCCCAAGCCAAGCGAGAUGCCGCAGCCUCGCGCGAGUAUUACAACCUGAGUCCCAACCUCCACACCCUCGUCGACUACAACGCAUUUUUGGAGAGCGCGGCAAGGAGGAUAGGUUGCGAGCCGAGACUGCCCCUGCUCUGUAUCCUAUUAUUCAACUUCCACAUGCUGACGGUCCUCCUCCUGGCUCUCCAGCUCUGCCACCCGACACUGCUAUGGUGGGGUAUCCGAUCUACGCUGCUGAUGUGGGCAGUGUCGAUGGCCGGCUUCUUCGUCCUCUACGACGGCUUGCUGAUCAAGUGGUGGUUCUAUCCGCACUGGGCGGUAUGGUAUCGCCAACGCGGUCCAAACGCCGAUCCGGCUCUGCUCGACGGGGUCUUGAAUCGGGUGAAUCUAUGGAAGUCGACCGCCAUCACCUCCGGGUAUUCACCUCCCUACAUCGCGGGGUGUCCUGCUCCGGCCAAAGCUCUUUGCAUUGCACGACUGCCCAUGGCGGCUGUCCGAUCUCUUCAUGCCAUGAGAUCCUUGGGUUGGUACCGUUGCCGAUAG
Messenger RNA from Cladophialophora immunda, 1809 nucleotides. RefSeq lists its product as uncharacterized. The record is from RefSeq and is a predicted model, not a curated record. The transcript is spliced from 2 exons. NCBI's taxonomy places the organism in Eukaryota, Fungi, Ascomycota, Eurotiomycetes, Chaetothyriales, Herpotrichiellaceae. Bases 1 to 1809 code for a protein of 602 amino acids. Gene Ontology annotation, molecular function: NADP binding; flavin adenine dinucleotide binding; N,N-dimethylaniline monooxygenase activity.